Rhea pennata is the source of this 1190-nucleotide messenger RNA. It is a transcript of the gene SIX2, whose product is annotated as SIX homeobox 2. The record is from RefSeq and is a predicted model, not a curated record. Gene Ontology annotation, cellular component: transcription regulator complex; nucleus. NCBI's taxonomy places the organism in Eukaryota, Metazoa, Chordata, Aves, Rheiformes, Rheidae. The coding region runs from base 1 to 870 and encodes 289 amino acids. Gene Ontology annotation, biological process: regulation of transcription by RNA polymerase II. Gene Ontology annotation, molecular function: DNA-binding transcription factor activity, RNA polymerase II-specific; RNA polymerase II cis-regulatory region sequence-specific DNA binding. The transcript has 2 exons.
AUGUCGAUGCUGCCGACUUUUGGCUUCACCCAAGAGCAAGUGGCCUGCGUCUGCGAGGUGCUCCAGCAAGGCGGCAAUAUCGAGCGGCUGGGGCGGUUCCUCUGGUCCCUCCCUGCGUGCGAGCACCUCCACAAAAACGAGAGCGUCCUCAAGGCCAAGGCCGUGGUGGCUUUCCACCGGGGCAACUUCCGCGAGCUCUACAAGAUCCUGGAGAGCCACCAGUUCUCGGCGCACAACCACCCCAAGCUGCAGCAGCUCUGGCUCAAGGCGCACUACAUCGAGGCGGAGAAGCUGCGGGGGCGACCCCUAGGGGCGGUGGGCAAGUACCGGGUGCGCCGCAAGUUCCCGCUGCCCCGCUCCAUCUGGGACGGCGAGGAGACCAGCUACUGCUUCAAGGAGAAGAGCCGCAGCGUCCUCCGCGAGUGGUACGCGCACAACCCCUACCCGUCCCCCCGCGAGAAGCGCGAGCUGGCCGAGGCCACCGGCCUCACCACCACCCAGGUCAGCAACUGGUUCAAGAACCGCCGCCAGCGGGACCGAGCCGCCGAGGCCAAGGAAAGGUACGGGGAAAACAACGAGAAUUCCAACUCCAACAGCCACAACCCGCUCUCGGCGUCUAUGAACGGGAAUAAAACAGUUUUGGGGAGCUCGGAGGACGAGAAGACGCCGUCAGGGACCCCGGAUCACUCCUCCUCCAGCCCCGCGCUGCUGCUCGGCACCAACCCCGGCCUGCAGCCCCUGCACGGCCUGGGCCACCCCCCGGGCCCCAGCGCUAUCCCCGUGCCCAGCGCCGACCCCAUGCACCACCACAGCUUGCAGGACUCCAUCCUCAACCCCAUGUCAUCCAACCUGGUGGAUCUGGGCUCUUAAAAACGCGUACACGCUCCCUCCCUCGCACCAGCCCUCCUUUACUCUUUCUCUCUGUCUCUCUCUAUUCCCCCCCCUCCUUAAUGUUACCAGAGACUUUGUAAGCCACGGCACACGCCUUGGUGGCCGGGUUGUGCCCUUUGGCAGACAGGCUGGCUGUGGGUUUGGAGGGUACUGGACUCGACUGUGUGCAGUAACGUUGUGGCAAAGCCUUAAGGGUUGUAUAAAGCUGGUUUCAGGCGUGUAUGGACUGUUGGAUAGGACCUGUGAUUUUAACGGCAGGCUCUAACGUGGUUCUGCGUAGCAGCUCUUUCCAGCCUUAU